Molecule: messenger RNA, 1881 nt
Organism: Lodderomyces pseudojiufengensis
Lineage: Eukaryota; Fungi; Ascomycota; Pichiomycetes; Serinales; Debaryomycetaceae
Gene: UTP5
Product: Utp5p
Exons: 1
Coding region: 1-1881 (626 amino acids)
Biological process (GO): maturation of SSU-rRNA from tricistronic rRNA transcript (SSU-rRNA, 5.8S rRNA, LSU-rRNA)
Cellular component (GO): nucleolus
Molecular function (GO): protein binding
Source: RefSeq, a predicted model, not a curated record
AUGUCUGGUCCAGUGUUAUUCUCCGAGUUUAACUCAUCAAAUACAUAUUUGGCAUCUGUCAUUCAAUCCUUGGAUACACAUCAAAUUCAAGUACGAUCUGUAAACACAUCACAGCUGUCACUAAAUACAUUAUUCAGCUUAGACAAGUCAAAUAAGGUUACAAAUAUACGUUGGUUCAACACCACUGAAUCAAUACAUUCCAUUGCAAUAUGUCUAACAAUUGGAGUUAUACUAAUAUAUUCACCCCAUUCAAAUGAAAUCAUAGCAGAAUUAAGUACUUCAUCAAAUGUUUCAGUACUUGACUUUCAUUUUUCAACACAUACUUCAACUGGAUGGUCUUGUGAUGUUGAAGGUAAUAUAUGUGAAUGGGACAUGGUAUCUUACAAAUUACUACAGCAGUUGAAAAUAGGGGAUUAUGUUGAAAGCGUCGAUUCCAUUUACCAAAUAUCGAGUUGUCUAUAUGAGCAAGACCCAUUUCUAUUAUUGGGUGCAAAUUCCAUAUAUUUAUUCAACUUGAAAUCGAAACAAAUAGAGAAAACUUUUCCUGGCCAUAUACAACCUAUAGAUAGUAUCAUAAGUUUGGGGGAUAUGUUCUUAACUUGUGCAAAGGGUGAUCGUUUUAUAAAUUUAUAUCAAUUAAGUAAAAUCACAGCAAAAGCUAUAUUUGUAACACAAGCAUCAGUAUUAAGCAUAAGUAUAGGAGUCAAACAAGAAAAUCAAUCAGUUUUAGCGGCUAUAACCGAAAAUGGGAAUAUUGAAGUGUUCAAUGACCCGUUAGCUUCACAUCAACCAUCUACGCCAAAUCCGAAAAAGAAAAGAAGACAAGUUGGAACUAGUUCACGCUCCUCAAACUCCAUAUUAAAUGUGUCAAGAUCAAAAGAAGAAAUUAAAAAUCCACGAGAUUCAAAUUUAAUGAUAAAUGCCGUAUCUAUACAAGAUGAAAAUAUUUUGUUCACAUGGUUGGAAAAUGGCACUAUUCCAUUCUUUGAUACAAUAAGAUGGAUAGAUUCCGGAAAUUACCUUCUCGAUUCAAACAAGACAAUAAUUAAAAAUAAAGCGGAUUUGAAAGCAAAUAAAGAAUCUUCAAUCUAUGGUCACGAUAUAGCGGCAUCAAAAUUGUACAAUGAAAGUCAUGCAAUAGUUCAGGACGGAACAAACAUUAAAAAUUUGGAAGCCGAUGAUUCAGAUGAAGAAGAAGACACCAUUGCUGAGAAAUUAGAAAAAUUAGCAAUGAAUAAAAGCACUCAAUCUAAAAGAAAAUUACAAGAUAAUAGAAAUGGUAUAUCAUUAUCAGUUAUUCUUACACAAGCGUUACAAAAUAACGAUCAUUCAUUAUUGGAAUCAGUUUUACAAAACAGAGAUCCACAAACAAUUCAAAAUACAAUUAGUAGAUUGAACCCAUUUUAUUCUGUAUUAUUAUUAGAUAAAUUAAGUGAAAAAAUUCAAAGACAAGCAUCAAGAUUCAAUCAAUUAAACUAUUGGUUGAAAUGGAUUUUAGUUAUACAUGGAUCAGUUAUUGCUAGAUUACCAGAUUUAAAUACGAAAUUAUUUGCAUUGCAUUCUGUCUUAAGUAAAAAAGCAGAUACAUUACCAAAACUUUUGGAAUUACAAGGCAGGUUAACUUUACUUUAUGAUCAAACUAAUUUGAAGGAAGAUUUAAUAGCGAAAACAUUGGUGGAUGAGACAGAGGAAGACAGUGAUGUAGAAUACAUUGAAGAUUUUGACGAUGCUCAAUUUCAUGGAGAUAUCGAUGUAGAGAUGGAUGAGGAUGAAAUACCUGAAAGUGAGGAGGAUAUUGAUGAGGCCGUAGAAUCUGAUGAAGGAUCUAAUGAUGAAGAUAUUCCAGAUAUAGACGAUUUGCAGCAACGAAAUGAUUUUUGA